AUGGCCGGCAAGCAGUCUUACGAUGUCGCCGACAAGCUGGGUAGUGGUGAUGGCGAAGCUGUCGCUGUCAACGUUGACGAGUCGACCGCCGCAGAUUGGAGUGAUACAGAAGAGCUCAAAGUCAAGCGGAAGCUCGACUUCAUCCUGUUGCCGAUCCUGGGACUCGCCUUCUUUGCCCUGCAGAUGGAUCGAGGGAACAUCUCGAACGCCCUGACCAGCACCAUCACCCAGGAUCUCGGCGUGACCACCGACCAGAUCAACGUCGGCAACAGUUUACUAUCGACGGGGAUUGUCCUCUUGGAAAUCCCGUCGAACAUCUUACUCCAGCGCGUGGGGCCGCAGAGGUGGCUGUCGGGCCAGAUCGUUGCCUGGGGCCUGGUCGCGAUAUUCCAGAACUUCAUCACGAACUAUGCGGGCUACCUGGUCACCCGUAUCUUGCUCGGUCUUUGCGAGGCUGGUUUCAUACCAGGUGCGCUGUACACGAUGUCGACCUGGUACAAGAAAGACGAAUCUAGUCUGCGUAUCUCCAUUUUCUUCCUGGGUAACCUGCUGGCAUCCGCGACGACCUCACUCAUCGGUGCGGGGAUCCUUAGCAUGGGAGAUAGGUACGGUGUUGCGGGCUGGAGAUGGCUCUUCAUAGUUGAAGGUGCCAUUACCGUCGGGGUCGGACUCAUCUUCAUGCUGUUCCUGCCGCCAUCUGUAGGCAAUGGCAGCCCCUUGAUUAGUUUCGGGCGCUGGUCUUACUUCACUCCGCGCGAGUCAUACAUCGUCGCACGCCGAGUACUUCUUGAUGACCCGACCAAGACCUCGGGUCAUCUCCGCAUCACCGGCAGCGAUGUCUGGGAGACAGUCAAGAACCCUAGGAUUAUGCUACAUAUCCUCAUCACUACCACCGCGACAAUCCCGGUAAACGCUAUCAACACCUACGGACCGAGCGUCAUCAAGAGUUUGGGGUACAGCACCGUGCGGGCCAAUGCGAUGGCUAGCGUGGGGAGCUUCAUUGCUGUAGUCGUGGUCCUCAUCCUGGGGUGGCUGUGCGACAAGACGGGCAGACGGGGCCCGAUGUUACUGUUCGAGUCGCUCUGGAGUCUGAUUGCCUUUACAUGUCUACGGGAGAGCUCUAAAUGGAGCCACGGCCGCAGAUACGCGGCCGUGGUUUUCUCGAUGGCAGCGAACUCAAUCGUUCAUAUCCUCAACGUGGGCUGGCUGACCGUGAAUUGUCAGCGUCCCCAACAACGGAGUGUUGCGAUGGCAAUGAUCAUUAUGGGUGCCAAUGCUGCUGGAAUAGCUGGAAGCCAAGUCUUCCGUACGCAGGACGCUCCGGGGUACCACAACGCUUUCACGGCCUGCUUGGCACUGUCCGCCGUAGUGGUCUUGGAGAUAUUGACACAGAGCUCGUGGUACUUCUUCAGUAACAAGAAGUUGGAGAAAGGAGACGGCCCCGUUUUGAGAAGCGAGACGGAUGAGAGGACCGAUGGACAUAGGGAGGAAUUGGUGAAGAAAUGGUGGUGGACGUGGUAG
This is a messenger RNA of Anthostomella pinea, 1521 nucleotides long. The record is from the annotation of a GenBank genome assembly. NCBI's taxonomy places the organism in Eukaryota, Fungi, Ascomycota, Sordariomycetes, Xylariales, Xylariaceae.